Drosophila busckii is the source of this 349-nucleotide messenger RNA. RefSeq lists its product as uncharacterized. The record is from RefSeq and is a predicted model, not a curated record. The transcript has a single exon. NCBI's taxonomy places the organism in Eukaryota, Metazoa, Arthropoda, Insecta, Diptera, Drosophilidae. The coding region runs from base 116 to 349 and encodes 77 amino acids.
UGACGACUAUGUGGAUUUUGGGAGCUACAGCUUCAUUGGCUGCGUGUACAAGGCGCUGAAGAAGGCUCUGAAGUCGCUACGCGCCGUCAACUGCAUCGUCAAGUAGGUCCCCGAGAUGCUGAACGCCUGCAUCAAAUGUGUGAAGAAGAAUGAUGUGCUCGCCAUUGUUAACUCCUGCAAGUCGACAAGAUCAUCCAGCUGCAUAGCCAGCUGUGUCCUCAAAGCAGUGCAGCUCGGCAAGCAGUCCGCCAAGACUAGCUCCUGCUUCAUUGUCGCCACCAACGAAGUCACGUCCAGCUUCGAUAACUUUUUGCCCAAGGUCUGUGUGAACAUUAAGUUAGUAUAUUGA